This is a messenger RNA of Amoebophrya sp. A120, 3680 nucleotides long. The record is from the annotation of a GenBank genome assembly. NCBI's taxonomy places the organism in Eukaryota, Dinophyceae, Syndiniales, Amoebophryaceae.
UUAGGAUUCAGCAAUCCAGCAAAGCUAGUAGGGUCGAGUCCCCAAAAAAAAUUAAGCCCCCGUAGGUUUUCCGCAAGCAACCGCACACACCAUACAAAAUGGUUAAGAAAUCCAUCGAGGCGAUGGCGAAGCAGUCCGUCAACCAGAAAAAGGAUGCCGAGGAGGGUCGCAAGAAGAAGCGCGAACCCCUCGACGACCAAGCUGUGAAGGCGCAGCUGCACAACAAGGGUUACAGUACCUGCGACGGGAAUGUCGUAAUCUACAAGCGGCUCCGCAACGGCAACACGUACUGCGAUAUCAAUUGCAUCAGCGCCCAUCUUCUGUGCAAAUUCUUUUAUUUUGUAAUGCGAAGUAACCACGUAUCUGGCAUUUUUUCGGGAUUGGAACUGCGCAGAAGAUGGGCUUUUUUGAUUUUUCAUAAUUUGGAAGCACGGGUGGAACAUCAUGAAGAUGUUGAAAAAGGACAAAGAAGGCGUGCUGGAGUGGGGCGCCAACGUGCAGGAGGAGUAUUUCGCGGUGGCGACCAAGCGCCUCCCGCAUUUGUCGCGGGAAGGUUUUCUCACCAUGCUGAACACCACGCACGAGGAACUGAACAAAACCCGGAAGCAUGGUCUGGCGCGGAAACGCAUUGCGGAGCAGCGGCUGGCGCAGCAGAACAGCAUUGGCGUGCUCGUGGAAGAGGUCCCGCCCACUUCGGUUUCCAGUGCAAACGCCCUCGCGUCGGAAAAGGCUAUGAAAUACAAAAGCAUCGCACUCGUACUGAUAGAUUGCAAACAUGCAUGACAAAUUGCCCUACCUAAAACAGAGCCAAAAACUUCAUUUGUCAUGAACAGUAAAUCUGUAAUGCAAUUUAUACUAGUGCGAUGCAUUUGCACUUCAUAAAGGCCGACGACCAGCAAUCUACCGGAAGUGUGGCGAACGAGGAGCAGCAGGCCGGCAUCUUUGGGGGGAAGGAGGACGCGCGAGCCGACGACGACGACCUUCCGUCCAUGUUGAGUAGCAGUCAGGAAGAUGAAGAGGUGGAUCAGGAUAACUACAAACCCGCCGGCAAAACAGUGGACUUCCUCGCCGCAGAGGAUGAGCACCCAGACUUUGAGUUCGGUGGCGACAGUGACACCAACGACAAGCGCACUGCCCUCCUCUCUGAGUUCGACGUGACGGGCGAAACAAUCGGCGGGGCUGCGCAGUCCAGCUCUUCCUCUGCUGGCCCCUCCGGCCCCAGCAGCUCUUCCACCGGCCACAACUUCAUCUCCGGCCAGGCCGCGCGCACCAGGAUGUUCGGGGUCUCCGGAGGGAUGGAAGAUGAUGAUGAUGAGGAAUCCGUGUGGAUUGUCCCGAAAGAUGCUAGCGCGAAACUGUGGACGGGAGCGACGAGGCAGCAAAUCACCGACGCCUCGCAUACAAUGAUGAAAAACAAGAAGGACUGCGGCAUUGAAGAUGUAAUCCCACUCUUUAAAUAUGAAGAGUUGCACGACGUCGGGUGUGCGGUUUUAGAGGCUAUCUUCUCGCGCGGUUGGGGAAUGGAUAUGUUUCGGGAAGACGCGGAGGUUUUGCGCUCUUACCCUUCGCUCCAGUGGUUGCAGUGGGCGGACUGGCAGGAGGACGACUUCGUGCCGUCUGGUCUGCCGGAGCCGCCGGCGUGGUUCAUCAAGGGCCAGCCGGAGGAGCUCCGGGAGAUGAUCAGGGACUCCUCCGCGAAUACGUGGAUCGAGAUGUUGAUCGAGGUGGCGGACGACGGAAAACUGGACCUGGCGAACAAGAUGCUGCGGAAAAUUCAGCUGCAGAAGCCGAACCAGUGGCAGAUCGUCCUGUCGGGCUUGGCGAAGACGAAGCACUGGGAGUCCUUUCCUGCCCUCGCGGUUACCUACAAGGCCUUUGAGGUGUUCCUGGGUGAGGCCGGGUUGCAAAUCGAGAACCACAACAAGGGGCCGAAGUACCUGCUGAACGACAGCGUGAAAAUCAUGCCGCAGCCCGGUGUGGAAAUUGAUGCCGCUGCAAUGAUAUGAUCUGCAAAUGUGUCUUCUUGUAGGAACCGCAUGACAAAUGAGCUUUUUGCGACAGAUGGCAUUUGUCAUGUUAUGUCUAGCAUGGAAGGGGAAUUUGUCAUGCACAGGUGCGAUUUGUAUGCUUUGACACAUUUGCAGAGAAUAAGUGAUGGACGUCGAAGCUACAGUCACCAAACUUUCCAAAGCGCAGACCCCCUUCGUCAAGCUGCGGCAGCACAUCCACAAGGCCGUCGAAAAGGUGGCGAAGAAGUGCCAGGGGUUGUUGGAAGAAGCGGUGCAGGCUGCGCUGGACAUCGAUGAUUACAACUUCUUCUGCCAGACCCGACUGUAUUUAUUUUCAUUUAGUCACAUUAGAGGUUUUUUUGCAAAUUAAAGACGGGGCAGCCCGGAUGCGCGGCGCUAUGCCUCCGCCCUGGUUCCCGGAGAUUCAGCGCGGGCUUGAUUUGUGCACCACGCCACUCGCUGCGCAGGAGGGCCUUUGCGGGCCUCACUUGGAGUGAUGUUGAUCUGCGCCGCGCCAAACAACUUCCCGCCAUUCGCUUUGUGCAGCCCCGGGAGUCUCAUUGCCUGCAGGGCCGGCAGCCGCCCUCAGGUUUCCGCACAUUUGCACGCGCCGGUGGCCUGUUUUGUUCGCAGCAAGCUCGGUUCUUGAGUACAUGAAUUUACAAACAAAUUUAUGCGCGUCUACACAUGUAAAAAAACUACACACACAGGGACAGCAAAGUGCGGGAGCAACUUGUCGCGGCCUUGAACGUGGCCGAGAAGGACAGUUUAUCGGAGAAGCGGGCGGCAAGGGCUAUCUACUACAUGAAGUACAUGGACAUGCACCUCGAGGAGGCGGCCCGCGCCGCUGCUUCCCAGGCCAUGCUGAUGCCGUCUGACAAAGUUUUCCGCGUGGCCCUCGCGUACUACUACUACGGAAAGCCGACGCUCGAGGGCGCCACCGAAGGCGUCCGGCAGUUGAGCAGUCUGUUGGAUACGUUGUUGGACAUUGAUGACGAAGGGGUGAAAAUUCUCGAUGUCGUAUGAAGAUGCAAGAAACUCCUCCGGCUGGAAGUUGUCAUGCGUUUACGCAUGACACAUUUUGACAAAAGAAACAGAAGCGCAUGACAACCUAACGCCGGAAAUGUUUUUCGCAUCCUAUACGCCGCCGAGCUGCAGGACUCUAUCGCCGCCAUCAGCCAGUUUCAGGAGAACUGCAAAAAGUUCAUUGCCCAGUCCGACAUGAUUAAGCUGACCGCGAUUUCCAGCAACAUGGCCAACAUUUUGAUCGAGUGGAAGCGGAACAACAAGGUGGAGGCGAAGCGCCAAAACGCUGCCAAGACCAGUAAGGAAAAAGAUGCGGACCGCGCGGAGGGACCGGCGGCGAAGAAACUGAAAUCGGAAAAGCAGGCCCAGCUGUACGACGUGAAGCAGGACAUUUUGAGGGACGCGACGUCCGGCGCUAGCAGUUCCUCAACCGCCCUGCCGUCGAACAAAUCGGCGUAGGAAUUGCAAAACGCCCGGACUUGCUCUGUUUUCUGUUUUCACUUUUGCAUAGACGGCGAAAAUACUCUGCGCCCAUACAAAACAGAAAACAGCCAAGGUCCGGGCGUUUUGGAGCUGCAUACGAACGCCAGCCGCAACACCGAUUUGUUCUUUCAGGAGUUACAGAAGAUGAAGGACGCGAACUAG